GGCUCAGAGGGAGAUGGGACGGAGCUCGGAGAGAGGUGGGGGCGGGACCUUGAGGUUAUCCUAGCAUAUUCCUCCAGGAGGUGACACUGGGAGGGUUUGCUGUAGUAGGACACAGUGACGUGCACACAGAAGGCGAUCAGUAAAUACUAGUCAAACGCCUACACGAAAGAAUGACUAUUUGGCGAUAAAGAAUCCUCCUACCACGCCUAUCUCCCUGAAGAACUACAUUUCCCUGCACGCUUGGCGUGACGCGCGCCUAUGAAGUAGAAGAGCGAUGACUGCUUCCCACCGCCCCUUAUCCGCCUUCAUCUGUCGAUGCCGCGAAGUUUUGUGGGAAGGUAGUUCUAACGCUAGUCGUCAGGCCCCGGGCAACUUGAACCCAAACUAAACUUCCCAGCAAGCAGCUCACCGGCCAGGAAGAGAAGCAAGAUGGCGGACGCUGGAGAUGGUGUUUUGCGGCCGGCAGGAGCUUCUACUGCCCCGAUUUCAUUCCACUUCAGUCGCACGUUCGCCCAGAGACGGCUGGCGAACUCGGGAGAUGGCGCAGGUGUGGCUCCGGAGAAGGAUUUCCUGAAGACCGUGGAAGGGAGAGAGUUGCAGAGUGUGAAGCCCUCAGAAGCUCCGAAGGAACUCAUCAUCCCUUUGAUCCAGAAUGGCUAUCGCAGGCAGCCACCGACCCAGGCCUCUGGGCCAUCCACAGAUGUUGAGGCUGUAAUGGAUAGGAUGCUGUCCCAGGCUAUGAAAGAGCUCAUUGAGGAAUCCAAGAAGUCUCUGGAGGAGAGAGAGAAUACAGGUGUUGACCCCAUGCUUGCUAUCCCCGUGAUCCAGAAAGGAUGCACCCCCAGUGGGGAAGGGGCAGCUGGCGAACCCCAGGCUGAGACAGCGCCAGAGGAGGCCAAUUAUGAGGCAGUCCCUGUGGAGGCCUACGGGCUGGCCAUGCUGCGGGGCAUGGGCUGGAAACCUGGAGAGGGCAUCGGCCGCACCUUCAACCAAGUGGUUAGGCCCUGUGUCAACUCACUGAGGCCCAAAGGGUUAGGGCUGGGCGCCAACCUGACCGAAAUCCAGGCCCUGGCCCCCACUGCCCCACACCGCCUGUCGAGGCCAGAUGAAGAGCAGGAGAAAGAUAAGGAAGACCAGCCUCAAGGACUGGUGCCUGGAGGAGCUGUGGUCGUUCUUUCAGGCCCUCACCGAGGCCUCUAUGGGAAGGUGGAAGGCCUUGAUCCUGACAAUGUUCGGGCCAUGGUUCGUCUGGUCAUGGGGAGCCGCAUGGUGACUGUUAGCGGUUACCAGUUCUGUACAGUGUGA
Molecule: messenger RNA, 1305 nt
Organism: Pteropus alecto (black flying fox)
Lineage: Eukaryota; Metazoa; Chordata; Mammalia; Chiroptera; Pteropodidae
Gene: GPKOW
Product: G-patch domain and KOW motifs
Exons: 8
Coding region: 430-1305 (291 amino acids)
Biological process (GO): mRNA splicing, via spliceosome
Cellular component (GO): spliceosomal complex
Molecular function (GO): nucleic acid binding
Source: RefSeq, a predicted model, not a curated record